Molecule: messenger RNA, 695 nt
Organism: Trichechus manatus latirostris (Florida manatee)
Lineage: Eukaryota; Metazoa; Chordata; Mammalia; Sirenia; Trichechidae
Gene: ASB5
Product: ankyrin repeat and SOCS box containing 5
Exons: 5
Coding region: 12-695 (227 amino acids)
Biological process (GO): protein ubiquitination; positive regulation of protein catabolic process
Molecular function (GO): protein binding
Source: RefSeq, a predicted model, not a curated record
GUUGUGCAGAAAUGUCGGUGUUAGAAGAAAGCCGUCCAUUUGCUCAACAGUUAUCCAAUGUCUACUUUACAAUACUUUCACUUUUCUGUUUUAAACUUUUUGUGAAAAUCAGCCUGGCCAUCCUUAGUCAUUUCUACAUUGUGAAAGGCAACCGCAAGGAAGCGGCCAGGAUAGCAGCUGAGUUUUAUGGAGUAACCCAAGGACAAGGUUCCUGGGCAGAUAGAUCGCCACUUCAUGAAGCAGCAAGUCAAGGUCGUCUUCUUGCUCUGAGAACACUGUUAUCACAGGGCUAUAACGUAAAUGCUGUAACCAUAGACCAUAUCACCCCAUUGCACGAAGCCUGCCUCGGAGAUCAUGUGGCAUGUGCUCGGACCCUUCUGGAAGCUGGAGCUAAUGUAAACGCAAUCACAAUAGAUGGUGUGACGCCAUUAUUCAACGCAUGCUCACAAGGCAGUUCGAGUUGCACGGAACUUCUUCUGGAAUAUGGCGCCAAAGCCCAGCUGGAGUCAUGUCUUCCUUCUCCCACACACGAGGCUGCCAGUAAAGGUAACCAUGAAUGUCUAGAAAUACUGAUAUCCUGGGGCGUAGAUGUUGACCAAGACAUUCCUCAUUUGGGAACUCCCCUGUAUGUAGCUUGUAUGGCACAACAAUUCCAUUGCAUCCGGAAACUUCUUUAUGCUGGUAUUUUUCUUUAA